Messenger RNA from Coregonus sp. 'balchen', 2381 nucleotides. The record is from the annotation of a GenBank genome assembly. NCBI's taxonomy places the organism in Eukaryota, Metazoa, Chordata, Actinopteri, Salmoniformes, Salmonidae.
CACUGCAUGGUCCCCAAGAAGGUGGGUCCCUGUCGCGGAUCCUUCCCCCGCUGGCACUACAAUGCUGCCUCAGAGAGGUGUGAGGAGUUCUUGUUCGGGGGCUGCAGAGAGAACCUCAACAACUACCUCUCCCUCCAGGAGUGUACCAACGCCUGUGAUGGUGUGUCAGGUACUGUACAGAUCCCGCUUGCAUCUUAUAACAGUUUGUGGAGAAGAUUGGUUGGUUGGUUGGUUGGUUGAUUGGUGUUUCCUUUCUUGUAGUUAUUCACAGAGGUAGAACUGGACCACUUCCAGCCCCUAGAGGUAAGACUAACUUAAAUGUCAUUGAUUAUCCUCAGGUGUAGGCCUAUGGAAAAUAGCUGUACUUGUAAGCUCCAGCUUUUUGGCAAUGCCUCCCCCAGUCAUUGACAUACGGCAAAUACAUUUAUAUUUGAACUAUCUGUUGACUGAUACAUAUCCAUUGAGAAUUAUCAGUUACCUGUAUUACUUGUGCACCCUAUAUAAGGUGAAUCUACAGGUUAAAAGUAACUUUUACCUCACCUCUUCUGCUCACCUGUGUGUUGUUGUGUUUAGAGGUGUGUGAGGUCCCCAGUUCACCUGUGUGUGGUGUUGUGUUUAGAGGUGUGUGGAGUACCCUGUGGGUCAGGCCAGUUCACCUGCACCAAUGGCUGCUGCCUUGACCAAGGCCUGGAGUGUGACAAGGAGCAGCAGUGCAGCGACGGCUCAGACGAGGAGAACUGCGAGGACUGUGAGUACAGGCUAUGCAAACCAACCCUAAUUUACAUACAACACUGCACUGGCCUUACCUUACCACUGACCUUUACAUUACCAGUGUAGUCAUGAAGUGAUGCUAUUGGAUACUAUUGGGGUGCUCAAUGUUUGUUGACAUGUGAAGUUGCUUAAAGGGAAACUUCGAUAUUUUGGCAAUGAAGCCCUUUAUCUACUUUCCCAGAGUCAGAUUAACUUGUGGAUACCAUUCUCUGCAUGCAUUUUGAAGGACGCCGCUAACUAGCGUUAGCACAAUUGGUAACUAGCUUUAGUGCUAACGCUAGUUAGCAUUGGCUCACGAAACUACCUCUAACAUCCUUCAUACUGGAUGCAUAUACAUAAAAAUGGUAUCAAUGAGUUAAUCUGACUCUGGGGAUGUAGAUAAAGAGCUUCAUUGCCAAAAUCCAGAAGUAUCCCUGUAACUCUUGCUUUCUUCCUUUCAUCAGUGAACGACAACUUCCAGAUUCUACUACAAAUUCCUGUGGAUGAACAGAAAGGUUAUUUGAGUUUUACUGUUUUGAGACAUGUUCACAAUAACAGGAUCAAUCUAGGAUUUUUUUUGUUGUUGAGUUAACUUAGUCACCUAUGGUGCCUAGCCCUACUCUGGCUCUCCUUACGAACACUGAUCUCUCUCACACAUAUUCUUUCAACCACAGUUCGCUGCACGGAGCACCCCAAAACAGGAAACUGUCGGGACAGUUUUACUAAGUGGUACUACAACCCUGUCUACCAGAAGUGCUUCCGUUUCAAUUAUGGCGGCUGCUACGGGAAUGAGAACAGAUUUGACACUGAGGAUGCUUGUAUGAGGACCUGCAAACUGGUAACAGGUAGGUUUGCAUGCUUUAGCCAUUACAACACAUUCAACUGAUUUCAAAAUUGUUGCACUGUUAUAUUACCCUUUGAGAGCAUAAUAAUGCAAACUGAAGUGAAUGUUACAGAGCUACAGUAUGUUCCUAUUUCAGCGCCACUACAUUGUGUGUAUCAACAAUACUGUAGCUGUGUGUAACAACUAACUUGUCUCUUAUCCUUACCACGUUUUCAGAAAAGGACGUCUUUGAAAGAACGGACAGAUAUGAAUACCAGGACACUGAAGGACAUAUAGGUAAUUGGCUCUUCUUUAUUCUGUAAGAUGGAGCCUUUUGUCCCUCAGAACUCCAUGGAAAAUACAUUGUGACAAUACUCCUUUUUAAAACCAAAUAUUCCCCCACAUCAAGUUUAAGGGCCCUGGGGGUCAAAGCUGGUCACAAAGAUCUUGUGAUGAUGAAGCUGUGUGUUUCCCUGCACAUUCUACUCACUUCAUUCAAACACUGUGAAUGUUGCACAUGAUUGAUUCUGUCUGGCGUCCAGUUUUUGCACAUGCAGGCUCCUUUCAUAUAGUUAUUGACUUACUGGUGUGUGUGUGUCUUCAUGCCCAUCCUCCCUCAGGCAUCAAAGUGAUAGCCGCACUGCUUGGCCUGGCCAUCAUAAUACUGCUGGUAGUUCUGUGUUACUGCUUCAUGAAGGGCAAGAAGGAGCAGACUCGGAGCCAGCGGGUUCCCGUCAACGGCUCCCAGGUAUACACCAGGGAGGACACUGAGCGCCUGGUCUACAACACCACCACCAAGCCCAUCUGA